Messenger RNA from Misgurnus anguillicaudatus (oriental weatherfish), 1822 nucleotides. The record is from RefSeq and is a predicted model, not a curated record. Lineage: Eukaryota; Metazoa; Chordata; Actinopteri; Cypriniformes; Cobitidae.
UAUAUAUGAUGUAGAUGGCAUAUUGUCACCGAAUAUUAAUGAACUCUCAUGCGAAGAUGACAGCGUAAAUUACACACAACAACGCGUGACAUGAGCUAAUCCAAUCAAGUUUGAAAAUAGCUCCAUUUUACUGCGCAGCAUUUUGAUUGGUCAAUCUAUCAAUCAGACUAAGAAAUCAACAUCUUCUUAUUUUAUUUUAAGCAAUUGGAAAUCUGAGGGGGCCGGACAUGUAAACGAGGGGGCCAAGGCCCACCCAGGCCCCCUCGUGGCUACGCCCCUGCCGUACACAAAUGGGGCCGCACGCUGAAAAAAUUUGGGAACCACUGGUCUAUCUUACAUGCUUUGCAGUAGUAGGGGAGAGUGGGGUAAAGUGAGACAUCGGGUAAUGUGAGACACCCCCUGUAUCUAGGCAACGGAACACAUUUGUGGUCAUGUGACCAUUAUUUUUUAAGCCCCUCAAAAUUCCUCUUUGCCAUGAGGGAGAGGACCAUAUGCUGCUGUGAAAAACCAUCAUGCCAAGGCAAUACACCAGAAAGACAACCUGGGGAAAAACACCCCUUGAGGAGAUGGAGAGGGCAGCUGCUGAGGUCAAGGAAGGAAAGAAGUCUCUAAGAGCAGCUGCAAGGGAUAGAAAUAUAGAUAAGUCAAGCCUCCUAAGAUUUAUUAAGAAAAAACAGAAAGGGGAAGUAAAAUCAGUAGCCUGGGGUGCAGUAGCUGAGGCAAAGAGAAUAUUCACAGAUGAGAUGGAGGAGGAGCUUGCCAAACACUUGAAACAACUAGCUGAAAAGUUCCAUGGCCUUCCUCCAGUUAAGUGCCGUCAACUGGCAUUUGAGUACGCAGAGAAAAAUAAUAUCCCUGUCCCUGCCAAUUGGACAAAGACACAAUGUGCAGGUGAAGAUUGGUUUGGCAGCUUCCUAGCACGUCGCCAUCUCUCUGUCCGAACUCCAGAGGCAACAUCCCUACAGUCAGGGAGUUCUUUGGUUCUUUGACAAUCUGGCUGUAGUGAUGGACAGGUCACAGCAUUAAUUCUUUAGAUGCUAAUGUUUUAUGGAGGCUUUACUGGUAAGAUUUGGUUUUGAUUCUGAUAAGGUUCUUCUCUUGCCUCUCAUCUUUAACAGGCAUAGAUUCCCUCCACACAUGAUUUACAAUGUCGAUGAAACAGGCGUCUUUACAGUACAAAAGCCACAGCAGGUAGCCUAAGCUACACAUGAUAUACUAGACAGCACCAGACUGAUACUGAGUGGCUUGUGAUAAUGACCAGCUAGACAAAAUUGUCUUUUGUUCUGACCCUCAGACUGCGUUCUAAUCUAACUGGUUUUAUCUGUCAUUUGAAUGUUAAUAAAAAAAAAUGAAUUAUAUUAUGUUACAAUAUGUGUUGUUAUGGUAGUUUUAGAGUGGAAAAAGUAAGUGGAUCAGUUUACCCCGUUGAUUUUUCUGGUCUGGGGUAAAGUGAGACACAAGACCACUUUUUUAAAAAACAAUCAUAUUUUCACUGCCCUUCAUCCUGAAUACAUUCUGGUAAUUUCCAUGUGUAAAUUUGACUGAUAUAUCAUUUUAGUUCGCUUACAGGGGAUCAAAUGUAAAAAUGUCUCACUUUACCCCACUCUCCCCUACAGUUAAUGUACAAUAAUAUAUUGUAUAACUUUCCAGACAGUAUGUGUCGACUACUAAGUAGUCAGGUAUGUUUUCCAUAUCACUAGUGUAUUUUGAGUGUUAGUUUGUGUUAUUCACAACUGUUAAUUAUUAUUGUCUAUUAUUGUAAAAUACAAUACACUCUGACAACUGAUUUAGUUUACAAAACGACAAAAGAGAUUUGUAUUCU